AUGGCGUUCAAGACCAUUUCGCUGAUCCUUCUGGCUGCUACCGGCACGCAGGCCCUCUGGCUUGCAGCUGCAGAAAUGACCUUCUAUACAAACACCCCAGGAGGAGUAUUUCCAUCGCCUGCCUGCCAGGUUGGUAAAGGCGACACUGAAGCCGAGGCAUGGAGCCAGGCCACAAGUAUCGGAUCUGACUCGGUGAGCGUUGGUGGCGGGGUCACCACAUGUGGUACGCUGGCGAGUCACCACUCAAACCAAUUGGGUGGCUUUUGGGACGACUACGGCACGCUUAACUACGAGGACGAUAAUUGGCACUGGUACUGCCAACCCAGGCUCCAUGGUGCUACCGGUGGUACCUGUGACGCUGGUAAUGGCGCUCCUAAGAGGAAGCGCUCGGUUGAAUUUGAGGCGUGA
This is a messenger RNA of Aspergillus caelatus, 408 nucleotides long. RefSeq lists its product as uncharacterized. The record is from RefSeq and is a predicted model, not a curated record. The transcript has a single exon. NCBI's taxonomy places the organism in Eukaryota, Fungi, Ascomycota, Eurotiomycetes, Eurotiales, Aspergillaceae. Bases 1 to 408 code for a protein of 135 amino acids.